Gastrolobium bilobum is the source of this 756-nucleotide messenger RNA. RefSeq names its product small ribosomal subunit protein uS17c. The coding region runs from base 31 to 465 and encodes 144 amino acids. Gene Ontology annotation, biological process: translation. The record is from RefSeq and is a predicted model, not a curated record. Gene Ontology annotation, cellular component: ribosome. NCBI's taxonomy places the organism in Eukaryota, Viridiplantae, Streptophyta, Magnoliopsida, Fabales, Fabaceae. The transcript has a single exon. Gene Ontology annotation, molecular function: structural constituent of ribosome.
UCGCAUUAUCUCUUUGUCCGGAAAGAGAUAAUGAUGUGGCUUCUGCAACUCCCUCCUAAGCUCUCAACCCCAUUCCUCCAUGGCCAUGGCAAUGGAGUCACGUCUCUCUCAAAACCCAGUUCCUCUCUCACUCUCACCCAUUCGCCAUCCCCAUCACUCUCAAUUAGGGCCAUGAAGUCAAUUCAGGGAAAGGUGGUGUGUUCGACGAGCGACAAGACGGUGGCGGUGGAGGUUGUUCGGUUGGCGCCUCACCCAAAGUACAAGAGGCGCGUGAGGAAGAAGAAGAAGUAUCAGGCUCACGACCCAGAUAACCAAUUCAAGGUGGGUGACAUCGUGCAGCUCCAGAAGACCCGACCCAUCAGCAAGACCAAGACUUUUCUUGCCGUCGCCCCUGCCAAUAGGCCUUCCAACAAACCCUCCGUCUCCGAGGACCUACCCAUUCCGUUCGAGUCUCAGCAACCUUAGAUUCAGUUACUCUUUAUUUUUAUCCCAAUCCUUUUUCGCUUCGCUUUUAUGUUUAUGUAAUGUAAUGUAAUCUGUUAUCAUGAGAACUUGGCUUACUUGUUGUGCCUUAUAAAUGUUUGAUGAAAUGUUGGAUUGGGUUUUUGAUAAACCCCCAAAAUUUGAUGUUAUGGCAGUGUUAUCUUGAGAAUGUUUGAUGAAAUGUUCGUUUAGGUUGCUGAUGAACCUCCAGAAGUUGAUGGCAAAAUUUCCUUCAUAAUAUCUUGUAUUGGCAUUGUAGUUUACCUUCCCUGU